ACUGUGAGGGCACUUGCCCUUGCUCUUCAGACUUCUGCAAAGUGCAAACCCUCACCUUCCAAAUUUCCCCAAACUCCUAAUCUUAUUAUCUCCUCCUCAAAUAUUCCAAAACCCAUUUAAGAAAUCUUAUAUAUAGUGACAUUUCAACACCACUUUUAUUUAUUAGACAUAUCAUAUCAAAUUAAAGCCUCAUCACACCAACAAAUCAAAACCCAUCUCAUCCAAACACACCCUUUACCAAAUUCUCUUCAAAUUUUGCAACACAAAGCACAAACAUCCAUCUUAGGAGGAAAGGAAAAGAUGUCUGCUUGUGGGGUUCUCUUCUCUCUCUUCCUUCUCCUCUUCUUCAGUCCAAAUGAAGUAAGACUUACCCAUGCAAAUGGGUUUGCGGCGGGGAAUGGCACGGUGGCGGCAGAGGCGGAGAUGGUGCCGUUGAUGGAGGAUGGGCGGGCGGAGAUGGUGGUGGAGCUGAAUGAGACCAGGAGGCGGCUGGGGAGCUUCCAGGUUUGUGCAUUGUGCACUUGCUGUGGUGGGGCCAGAGGAUACUGUUUGCCUUCUCCUUGUUGCUACGCCAUCAACUGCAACAUACCCAACAGGCCUUUUGGCUUCUGUUCUUUCACUCCGAAGACCUGUAACUGCUUUGGAUGCCAUAUCUAAAUCCAAGUCUCCCUCUCCCCAUUCUCUCUCUUCUUUCUCUCUCUACAGUUUAUUUAUUUUUGUUUAAUUUGGGGGGUUUUGAUUCUGUUUUGGGAGUGUGAAUGGGAAGAAUAUCUGUUCUUGUUUUAAUUGUUUAUAAUUAUUUGGGAACAGCUAUUUCCAGGUAAGUUCUUGCUACUUCUGAUGGAUCUCUAUCUAUAAUCAAUACUAUCUCUGUGGGAGGCAACUAGGAAGUGAUGGUUUUAGUUUUUCUGGAAGUAGCAAUAACUUGCCUUGGAAAAAGCAUUACUAGUUUUGGUCAACAACAGUGUGAGAGAGGAAAUUUUGUUUCUCUUUAGGGAAAUUACUAGAGGGUCCUUUCGUCUAAUCAAAACCCACAUUAAAUUUUCUUUGUAAUAUGUAAUAUUUUAUUAAAUUUUUAUGGGUCUACUUUUCUUAGUUGAAUAA
Messenger RNA from Cornus florida, 1104 nucleotides. RefSeq lists its product as uncharacterized. The record is from RefSeq and is a predicted model, not a curated record. The transcript has 2 exons. Lineage: Eukaryota; Viridiplantae; Streptophyta; Magnoliopsida; Cornales; Cornaceae. The coding region runs from base 301 to 657 and encodes 118 amino acids.